Molecule: messenger RNA, 3555 nt
Organism: Acanthopagrus latus (yellowfin seabream)
Lineage: Eukaryota; Metazoa; Chordata; Actinopteri; Spariformes; Sparidae
Gene: p2rx3b
Product: purinergic receptor P2X, ligand-gated ion channel, 3b
Exons: 13
Coding region: 288-1502 (404 amino acids)
Biological process (GO): response to ATP; monoatomic cation transmembrane transport
Cellular component (GO): nuclear inner membrane; plasma membrane
Molecular function (GO): ATP binding; extracellularly ATP-gated monoatomic cation channel activity; purinergic nucleotide receptor activity
Source: RefSeq, a predicted model, not a curated record
AGAGAGUCAGAGGUAAACUAGAGAAAGAGAGAGAGGAAAGAAGACAGAGUGGCAGAAUGGAUGAUAAGCAAAAAAAAACCAUAUGAAGACAUCCGCAUUUGGAGAAUGAAAGCUGUGAUCGCCGCAGGAACACACACAAACAGCAGCGUCAGCCUUGAAAUCCAUAAUCUACACAUAGUGGAAUGAUUUUGUUAUUUGCUUUUUAUUUGUAAAGGUCAUGUAACAUACAGAAAAUACACAAAACACAGUAUUUUUGUAUUUACUAAAGUAACACACGUACUGCUAGGAUGUGGUCUUGUAUAACAGACUUUUUCACCUAUGAAACCACCAAAUCAGUGGUAGUGAAGAGCUGGACCAUCGGCAUCAUCAAUCGUGUUGUCCAACUCCUCAUCAUCACUUACUUCAUUGGGUGGGUGUUUGUCGUCGAAAAGGCCUACCAGGUGAGGGACACAGCUAUUGAAUCCUCUGUGAUGACCAAGGUCAAAGGGUUUGGAAUCUACAAUGACAAGGUGAUGGAUGUUGCAGAUUACGUCACUCCUACACAGGGAGCUUCAGUCUUCUGCAUUAUCACCAAACUGAUCACAACAGAGAACCAAGUCCAAGGAUACUGUCCUGAGAGUGAGAAAAAGUAUACUUGUACCAAGGACACUGACUGCACUAAGCACCUCAACAAGCCAGGAAGUUAUGGAAUUCUUACAGGGAAAUGUGUUCCUUUCAACGCCACCAUCAAGAUGUGUGAGAUAAAAGGAUGGUGUCCUGCUGAGAUCGACACCAUCAAGACUACGCCAAUGAUGGAAGUGGAAAAUUUCACCAUUUUCAUUAAGAACAGCAUCCGCUUCCCUACCUUCAACUACACCAAAGGGAACUUCCUUUCUACCAUCACUGAUGAUUACAUAAAAAAAUGUAACUUUGACAUGGUCAACAACACCUACUGCCCCAUCUUUAGAGUGGGAGAUGUGGUCCGUUAUGCUCAGCAGAACUUCACCAAACUUGCAGACAAGGGAGGAGUGAUUGGAAUAAAGAUUGGCUGGAUAUGUGAUCUGGACAAGUCAGAUGACCAGUGUAACCCCUCAUACUCAUUCACUCGACUGGAUGCCAUGUCACAGAAGACCUCCGUCUCACCGGGCUAUAAUUUCAGGUUUGCCAAAUACUUUAAGAUGGAGAAUGGGACAGACUACCGUACUCUGGUCAAAGCUUAUGCUAUUAGGUUUGAUGUUCUGGUCAAUGGAAAUGCAGGGAAGUUCAACAUGAUCCCUACACUAAUCAACAUGGUGGCUGCCUUCACAUCAGUGGGAGUGGGCACUGUGCUGUGUGACAUCAUACUGCUGAACUUCCUGAAAGGGGCGGAGCAGUACAAGGCCAAGAAAUUUGAAGAGGUGUCAGACAACCCACUGGAUUCCCAAAGCAAUGGCUUUUACCGCUCACAGCUGUCACUCAGACAAAAUGAGACCAUCAUGAGGUCCAGUGACUCAGGAGCAUUUUCUAUUGAACAUUAUAGCUAAAUCCAACAAUUGUCACUGAACAGAACAAGUCAAAUGUGUGUUGAUUUGCUCUAAAAAAUAGUUUAUUCAUUUGAUCCAUUCUAACUAUACACACAUUUAAGUCCAAAACAUCUAAAGAACUUUGAAAGAUUUGUUAACCUUAAAUCUUUCAAAUGGUGACAGAUGGUAACAAACGCAUUUAAUAGUUAUUAUAAAAUACAGACGCAUGAGUGUCUUUGCACGAUGACACAAUGAAAUCAAACCUGUUACGAUGUUAUGCCACUAGCAUGCUGGUUCCAGUAGUGAACUUUGUCUGCAUUAACAGAUGAAGAUUGCAGAUGAAAUAAUGUGUUGUGUUAAGUGAGUGAGUGAAUAGUCAUAUCACACAACGUUACACUCCACUGUGUUUUUAGUCAUUCAUGCUGCAAGCCUGAUUGCCAUCUUGUUUGAUUGGCCACCGCAGUAUUAGGUCAAAAUGUGUUUCAGUUGGGUUUUUUUUCUGCUGCAGCCAGCUGCAUUUUUUCCCCAGCACCCCCUGCAGUCAUACGCCAUUGCCUAAACACUAUCCUCAUUCACAUUAAUGGGAGGAUCUGUGUUUUUGCCACAAUGCCAGAUUUGGUGUGAAUGCAGGCUUAGCCUGGUGAGGUGAGCCAGGUGUUUUAAUAAUUAGACCUUAGCUGUUGGAUAGAGCUAUAUGUUAGGAAUAAAAGCAGGAAACCAAAGUCCUUACACUAUACAAAUGCUAAAGAUUUAAGUUGUCCUUUCCUUACAGAUGUGUGAGAGUGAAGGAGAAAAAGCACCCACUCUGUAUGCCCCCCAACAGUCCUGUGUGGAAGUAAUCAGACAAAAUAAAUCAAAACAUGCAUGUGGGUGUGCAAUGGGUGUCUGCAGAGGCUUAAAGUGUUAAAAAUACUGAGUCAAAAGUAUAAAAUGUCACAUAAACAGCCACUACUGCGGCACUAGAAAUGAGGCUUGCUGCAAAUUUGUCUGCAGUACCAUAACAGAGAAGAAUCUCCUGCUGCCCCAAAGUAAUUGUCCUCAUAAGCCUCCAAUACACAAUAAAAAUUUGUAAAGCUACUGACAGAGCAGUUAAUUUAUAUUACAAAGUAUUGUAUUAUUCAAAAGCUUGCAUGAUGUGCUGGACACGGUUGGACAGUAUUUUGCUGAUCAAUGAGGGAAAACAACAGCAGCACAAAGUUUAAUCUCCAAAAUGAUUAAGAUCUGAAUCUACACCUCUCUAAAACCAUUUCAAUAAAAACUGAAAAUGAGAAACUUCAUGCAUGUGGGAUUCAUUUCAGGGCUGUUGAGUUGGGCCCUGUUCAGACCUGGUACCACCAUCCAUCAUGAGUCAUCCUAACACAACUGGACAGCUCUAAGUCCAUCAGUUUAUAACUAGCAUUAACAUGCUGUUCAAGAGACUUCAGCUAGACAGUAGUGAGCAAGUCAGUUAGAAAACAGGGAGCAACAUGUAGCAUAUACAUAGGCAAUAAGUUUAAAAUGACUGACUUUAGAAGUAUCUUCCCCAGUUAUGUAACUUGUUCUAGAUGCCUUAGCUGAAAUCCAGAGAUACAUUUUCCUCAGCUACAUGGCCACUUACUUAAGAGUUGAUGUGGGUUAAGCCAUUUGACAAUAUAGUAGCUAUGGUGUAGUGAUGUAAUAUAUAUAAUAAUAUGUCCAGCUGAUUUGUUUUUGAUGCAAUUUCAGUGGGUUUACAGUGUUUAUUUGGGUUUAUUUAGCAAAUAUGACCAUAAUAUGUUAGUAUGCAAUUGGUCUCCCAUUAAUAUUAUGUGUGCUGUUGUCAAAAGAAAGAUGGCAUGAAGUCUGAGAUGUUGUAUGCACCCCAAAACAUAUGAGGAAAGUGUAUGACUCGGUUUGAGUGCAAUUUCAUUCAUUAUCCAUGUUAAUGUGUGAUCUGUCUUCCUCUUAUUUAUAUGCUGUUCAGAUGGCAUCCAUAUUCAUUGUUUACCCUGAUUAAUCUGUGGUUUGUAUGUUCCCCUGUAGACCAUACGCUGUCACUGUUCACCAUAUAACCUGCUAUUAAACUGCUCAAGGAGUCCUAUGUCUCCUGUGUCUG